ACCCACUACUCGUAGCGUGGACCAAGGACGAUAUCUCCUCUUUCUUUCCCCUUGCUCCGCCUCCCAAACCUUCACUGCCAGUCGAUCCAAGUCGGAUCAUGUCAAGCCCUGACGCUUCGGAGAAUACCAGUUUGCUCCCAGGUAUGUGCCUUCACUCUUGAAUCGAGUAUACUUGUAUACGGGGUUUGAUUGCUAUUAUACUCCACCUACCCUAUCGACCGGCACUUCCUGACCUAGGACCCUCAGAUCCCAUCCCGGGCGGGUAUGGUAUCCACAAGGUUCUGAUGAGGAUCUUUGCCCACUUCACCUUCCUAGUUGCAUCUACUGUCAUUCCCGUCCUCACCUACUAUACUGUUGGCGGAGGCAAAACAAUCUCUGUUAGCCCCUGCAUCCCUAUCCUUUACUAUAAGAACUAACAUGCGCCAGGAUAUCAGUGACGAGAAUCCAACUUGGUUCACUAUUGAACCUGGAUUCGUCAUCUUGUAUUGGUGCAUCAUGAUGCUUCUCCAAACUAAAUACGUCCUCGGAUUUUCCUCUAUGAGAUGUGAAGAACUCUAUCUACUCCUCUUGGAAAUCCUGUACUAAUCACAUCACAGGCUGCACGGAAAUGGGGUGUCAAAGGCCUGCUCGCCUGGGGAUAUCCUUCAUCUUGUUUGUCAUCCUCAACUGUUUCCGGAGCCCUCUAGAUUAAUGAAGUGUGAAGGCACAAUAUCUUUACCAUCCUUUGGGCUUUCCUUUUCGCUCACUCGCUCUCCGGAUGGAGCGAAUCAAUCUUAUUUCUCAAUUUUAUCCAGCUUUGCAUUGGAUGUGGGAUGGAUCAUGAGAGCUUGCUGGGGAGACUUCGACUUGAGGGAACUUGUCGGGGUCAAGGGGCUCGGCCAGUCAGCUACCGGUGCCUGUAGGGAAUAAUUGAUCAUUCCUGAACAGAUUCCGGGCUAAUUAUGAUGAUAGGUGCGAGUUUAGGUUUAUUAAUAGGCUCGCUGUUCUUUCCCUUCCACUUACCCUUACGGUCUACAUGAUCCCUUGGAACAUUGCUGUCGACGUAUAUAAUCCUUUCGGUAGUAAAUUAAUUUUUUCCAGUUUUCUAACCCAAGCGCCAACAGCUCUCCCGCCAAGAGAGCAUCUCCCAUGAUAUUGCAAUAUUUGCGAUUUUCCUUCUUGACCUAUAUGGCUCGGUAUUCAUGCAUCUUCAGGACUGCGCCGUCGGAUUUGCUUCAGCCUUUCUGGCUAUCGGACUCCUGGUCCAACAGUGGGGUAACCCGGACAAGUGGUACGCCUGGCUCACCGUGGUUUAUGCGGUCGUGACAUGCAUAUACUCCAUCUUGGCUGCAAUAAUUUAGUAUGGCUGUAGCUUUAGAGAUAGAUGAAGUGGCUAGAUUCGAGUGGUGCUAGACGGAGGUUCGUUGGAUCGCAGGGAAGUGGGGGAAUAUCUUAUGUGGGUCCCCACUUGUGAAGGAGCCUUAUUCGGGAGUGGAGAUUUUUGCGGCUAGACUAUUCACGGCUGGUUGUUCAAUGGAAGGUAAUAUUCCAGCCUUAUUUUACUUCCAUGGGAAUAAAUUUCUUUCAGCUUCUCCGCCUAUUACUAGACAUAUGCAAUUGACCUAUGGUCCUGGAGCAUCCCAUGAACUCUCCCUAAACACCAAGAUCCACAGGGUUAGGGAUAUCUUGCGCUGUCCAAAAGGCUUAGGCUACUGUACUUUCACAAUCCCAAACUAUGAAA
Molecule: messenger RNA, 1720 nt
Organism: Tuber aestivum (summer truffle)
Lineage: Eukaryota; Fungi; Ascomycota; Pezizomycetes; Pezizales; Tuberaceae
Source: the annotation of a GenBank genome assembly